AAAUAUUCUUUUUCUAGCUCGGGAAUAUAAAAUCGUAGGGUUUUUUUUUGGUCAUCACGAGAGAACCGCACAUUGAAAAGGGAAGGAAGAGAGAUAUUUGGCAGAGAGAGAAAACGUUGGAGGAAGGAUUGAUAUUUGUUGGACUUUGGAUCGAAAAAUUGAAAGGUAAAAGAGGUAGAGAAGCUCUGGAUUCCGUCUCUUCCCGUCGUCGGCGACGGUGGUUUUGCCCGUUGGCUCUGAGGUUAUAUCAGGCUUUAAUUUAAGUGGAUUGUCAUCUUCUGAGAUAUGGAACAAGUUUUUGUCUGGCCAAGCUGCUACCACUAUCGGCUUUUCUCAUUCCAAGAAGCGCUCGAUUGGCGGUUUCUUGUACGUUCUGAUUUCCUUGUGGGCUCUUUCGUUAACUGCACUUAGUGGUCAAACCCUCUUCUAUGAUCUUUAGGGGAAGGUGUGAGGCAAAUUUCUGAGACAGGGCUGAAGUCUGCAAAUUCUUCCUUCGCAUAGUCCUAGAGAAACCUCUUUGUUCCUCUCUUUCAUAUCUUGUUCUUAUGGGUGCUGGUUGAAGAAAGAUACAUCAAUUUCUUUUCUUUUUCAGUUUACAAAUGUCGUUUCCUUGAGUCUGAACCCCUGAGUGAGAUGUUGUGAGCAUAGGGUCCUUCCUAUUAGCCAAAACAGUCUUUCUUGUUGGUUCCUUCGCGUCUUUGAGUUCUCAGUAUGUGUUUUCCUCUUCUCUUGCUCUCUUUCUUUUGCCUAAAUGGUCAACCCGUUUAUGUUCGAAGUAAAUAACGGUCAGUCUACCCAGCUGGAGAAUCAUUGAUUUUACUGCCUUGGUGUCAAGUACUUCCUACGAACGACUGGAAGAUUAAUGCUAUAUAAAUCUUUCAGAAGUUCUUUACUUACAUAAUAUAAAGAGGCUACUUUGCUUAACCAGAAAAAAAAAGAUGGACAGGUACAAGUUAAUUAAAGAGGUUGGUGAUGGAACUUUUGGUAGUGUUUGGCGAGCUAUAAAUAAGCAGACGGGUGAAGUCGUUGCAAUUAAGAAAAUGAAAAAGAAGUACUACUCUUGGGAUGAAUGUAUUAAUCUGAGAGAAGUUAAGUCGCUCAGGAGAAUGAAUCAUCCAAACAUUGUGAAGUUGAAGGAAGUAAUCCGGGAAAAUGAUAUCCUAUACUUUGUCUUUGAGUACAUGGAGUGCAAUCUUUACCAACUUAUGAAGGAUCGACAAAAGCUUUUUGCAGAAGCUGAUAUCAAAAAUUGGUGCUUUCAAGUCUUCCAAGGCCUUUCUUACAUGCAUCAGCGUGGUUACUUCCACCGCGAUCUUAAGCCAGAAAAUCUGUUAGUCUCUAAAGACAUCAUUAAGAUUGCUGAUUUUGGCCUGGCACGUGAGGUUAAUUCGAGUCCACCUUUUACCGAGUAUGUUUCUACACGCUGGUACAGGGCUCCUGAAGUACUUCUACAGUCAUAUGUAUACACAUCGAAAGUUGAUAUGUGGGCGAUGGGAGCUAUUAUGGCUGAGUUGUUGUCUCUUCGCCCCAUUUUUCCUGGGGCUAGUGAAGCAGAUGAAAUCUACAAAAUCUGCAGUGUCAUAGGCACCCCAACUGAGGAGACCUGGUUGGAGGGACUUAAUCUUGCAAACACAAUAAACUAUCAAUUCCCUCAGCUUCCUGGUGUACCUCUUUCUAGCUUGAUGCCAUCUGCUAGUGAAGACGCAAUUAAUCUUAUUGAGCGACUUUGCUCGUGGGAUCCAUCCAGCAGACCGACUGCUGCAGAGGUGCUGCAGCACCCGUUCUUCCAGAGUUGCUUUUAUGUCCCACCAUCUCUUCGUCCCAAGCCUUCUGUUGCAAGAACUCCUCCGCCUGUCGGGCCUAGGGGAUCAUUCGAGCACCAAUCAGUUAAACGGUACCCAGUGUCUCUUGCCAAUGCUAAGCCAUUCAAUAGCUAUGUUUCCCCAAAGUCAAAUGCCGCUUUUGGCAGUGGUGUCCAGCGGAAACUUGAUAUGGUUAAUCAAGAUGGGACGAGAAACACUAAACCCGUGAGAAGUUCUGUCAGAGACUCCAAAUACAGACCACCCGGAAAAAAGAGUCCUCCAGCAGCAUCGUUGAACAAGAACCGGGUCACUCGUAGUAGUGUAUCCGAGACUGCUGAUAAACUCGCAAACAUGACCAUUGGAGCAACUGGAUCUCGAAGACACUCUGUGUCUGUGGUUGGACAGCAUCAACAGCUGAAACCACCUCCGAUGAAGGCAGGUUGGGUAGGAGAAACACGUGACAUGUUCCUUAGACCAACACAACCCACCACCAAUGCCUACUCUAGGAAAGUCGCCGGAUGACCCCUAAACCAAUAGUAACUCAAGCAUGCCUCUUCUGAGCAAAUAUUUUACUUUAUAAACUCUCUAAUAAUCUUAUACAUCAUCAGAAAAAACAAGUCUCCUUUUUUCUUUUUUUUUCGACGGCGCGUCUUUGCCUCGUCAAUGGUUCUGCUUUUGUUUUCUUUUCUUAAUUUCUGUAUUGUUAAGGUUUGUUUUUUGCGUGUGUGACAAUUUGGUUUGCAAUAAAGAUCGACUUGGGUCU
Molecule: messenger RNA, 2565 nt
Organism: Arabidopsis thaliana (thale cress)
Lineage: Eukaryota; Viridiplantae; Streptophyta; Magnoliopsida; Brassicales; Brassicaceae
Product: Protein kinase superfamily protein
Exons: 16
Coding region: 939-2324 (461 amino acids)
Biological process (GO): regulation of cell cycle; MAPK cascade; signal transduction
Molecular function (GO): protein serine/threonine kinase activity; ATP binding; cyclin-dependent protein serine/threonine kinase activity
Source: RefSeq, marked reviewed